AUGUCGAAGGCACGCGCCGGUGUAGACCAGGUCGUCAAGCUCAUCGUGGGAGCGGGCCAGGCCAGCCCAAGUCCGCCUGUCGGUCCUGCGCUUGGUUCCAAGGGUGUCAAAUCGAUGGACUUUUGCAAAGAGUUUAACGCACGAACAGCACACAUCCUCCCCGGAACGCCAAUGCCCACUCGAGUCACUGUUCGAGCGGACCGAACUUUCCACUUCGAUAUCCGAACACCACAAACGUCAUGGCUCUUGCGCAAUGCCGCAGACUGCCCCAUGGGAAAGAAGGGAAAGAGGAAGGGCGCAAGCAGGCCCGGUCAUGAGGUAGCCGGCACCGUCACCCUGAAGCACGUCUAUGAAAUCGCAAAGAUCAAGCAGUCCGAGCUGCGCCUGUCUGGCCUCUCCUUGGAGGGCCUCGUCAGAUCAGUAAUAUACCAGUCAAAGUCGAUAGGCAUAGCCGUUGUCGCAUGAAUAUUGGGUCGGGAAGAUGAGUGCUUCAGGGAGCAACAUGGACGGGUUUGGGAAGGGGGGUGGAAUAGGAGUUGAUUGCACCUUCAACGCUGUGGAAUCUAUCCUCUGGAGCGCUGGACGGAUCUCUGCAGUCUCCUUUCGGCCACAAACCAAAGAUGGUUUGUUGUUUGCCUAGGGUCUUUGGUGUGUAGGUAUUAUCCAUGUAAAUUACUGAAUAUGGCAGAGUCAAGGUUAAUUGCUGAUGAGGCUGCUGAGACUCGGACAACGCCUAUCCCCAAACUGCAUUAUUGCGUUGACUUUUGUAGCGGUGCUUGCUAUAUCUGCAGGCGCGGGGCGUAUCGGAUCCUUUUGUACCACUUUCUUGCCCCGAAAGGGUACCAUCAAAGAUCUAGCGUUUUAAAUGGCCAC
Pseudomassariella vexata is the source of this 873-nucleotide messenger RNA. Its product is annotated as ribosomal protein L11, N-terminal domain-containing protein. The record is from RefSeq and is a predicted model, not a curated record. Gene Ontology annotation, cellular component: ribosome; mitochondrial large ribosomal subunit. The transcript has 2 exons. Lineage: Eukaryota; Fungi; Ascomycota; Sordariomycetes; Amphisphaeriales; Pseudomassariaceae. Gene Ontology annotation, molecular function: structural constituent of ribosome; large ribosomal subunit rRNA binding. The coding region runs from base 1 to 465 and encodes 154 amino acids. Gene Ontology annotation, biological process: translation.